Molecule: messenger RNA, 3884 nt
Organism: Zea mays
Lineage: Eukaryota; Viridiplantae; Streptophyta; Magnoliopsida; Poales; Poaceae
Product: putative RING zinc finger and VWF domain family protein
Exons: 3
Coding region: 1559-3448 (629 amino acids)
Molecular function (GO): metal ion binding
Source: RefSeq, a predicted model, not a curated record
UCUUUCCUUUUUUUUUUCUUUUCAUUGUUUCUCUUUCACGCAUGACCCAUCGUUGGGUUGGGUGAAUAAAAAGAGGGCAACAAAGCACGGCCAGAAAAUUACCAGUCCUCUUCUGGUAAACUGCGGUGCAAUGCGGGGGCAGGGACAGCGCCACAGAGGGCUGCCGCCGGAGCCAACGAGACGUCCAGCUCGGCGUGGCGCACGAAGCAGAGAGCAGGCGCCAUGGAAAUACGGGGCAAGUACUCCUGUUCUGAGCCGAGCUGGACAGUUCACUGCUCAACCUCAGCGGCCGCCACUGCCUUGUCAAUACUAUAUACGUAGUACAUACGCACAGGGAGACCCACCCAGUGGUCUGUGAGCUGCCUGAGACAGAGAGAGAGAGAGAGAGUCUCUGUUCACUCCUCGCUGGCUCGCUCGCCAUCAUUCAGCUCUUCCCCAACCUUUUCCUUCUCCCCGCCAUAGAUAGGAGCUCGCUUUGGUGCUGUUGCUGCUUUUCCUCUUUGUUAAAAAAGGCUGCUCACUCCGUCGUCUCCUGUCAUCCCCCUUUCUCUCCUCUCGUUGCACUGGCUUGGUUUGGUUUGGUUUGGUUUGGCUGCGCUGCGAAGGUCAAAUAGCCGUCCAUCCAUACCAUACGGCAUACGCCUCUCUCCCUUUCUCUUCCCUCUUUUCUUUAACCUCCCUUUCUUGAUUUUCCAAGCUGCUCGCAUGGCCAUGGCCUCCGCGGCGGCGCCUCCUCCUCCUCCUCCUGCCAGCCACCAGACCGGGCAAAAGCGCCGCCAAAUCUGCCUCUGACCUCUCCACCAAAUACCCAACCAGCACCCGACAACCCGCCACCUUCUCUCUCUCUCUCUCUCUCUCUCUCUCUCUCUCUCUCUCUCUCUCUCUCUCUCUCUCUCUCUCUCUCUCUCUCUCUCUCUCUCUCUCUCUCUCUCUCUCUCUCUUCUCACAAACACAAGAAGCUUGCUCAGCUUAGUCAGCUCAGCGCCUCAGCCUCGUCUUAAAGCUAGCACCAGUAGGCGACGCUGGGUGGGAGCCGAGCUGCGAGCCUGCGACUGCGAGGGCAUAAUGGAGAGCAGAUGGCGGAGGGCCAAGAUGUCGCUGGGGCUCAACCUCUGCGUCUACGUGCCCCGGACGCUGGAAGGCGACGACGCCGCCUCGCCCAGCACCGCCUCCUCCACGGCGGCGCUCGUGUCGCCGGUGGCCUCCUCCUCGUCCGCCGCGACGAGCACCGACACCACCCCCACGGCUGCCGCGAGCAACGGCAAGGCCAACGGCGCCGCCGCCGCCGCCGCCGCGCUCAUGCCCACCACCCCGACGCCGACGUCCGCCGGGCUCCGCCUCUCCAAAUCCGGCAGCAAAUCCUUCAAGCACAGGGACUCUGCGGAUUCCUGAGAGCCCACCACCGCCCCGCUUUGGGGGCGCCGGCGCCCUGAUGACAGAAUUGCAAAAAGCAAAGUGUUCUGAUCAUGGGCCCGUCGCGGACCUGCAAUCCUGAUCAAAUUGCAACGUCAGGCUGCAGCUACUUGUUGUUAAAACAUGUGCUAUAUGCUUGACCACAAUGAAGCCUGGUCAGGGCCACGCUCUCUUCACAGCAGAGUGCUCGCACACCUUCCACUUCCACUGUAUUUCAGCAAACGUUAAGCACGGGAGCAGCAGCUGCCCGGUAUGCCGUAUCAAAUGGAAGGAGCUCCCGUUCCGAGGUCCCUUGCCUGCUGAAUUGCCCCAAGGAAAUGCGAGGAUCAAUCCAGUUCAUGGGUACCAGAAUGGGGGCCAUAUGACCAUACCGCGGCCACUUCCACUUCCUCGCGCACGCUCUUUUGGCCGGCUUCAUCAUCUGGCCACGCUGCUGCCUGACGCUGACCCUGGCACUUUCAACGACGACGAACCCUUGGAUUUGUCGUGCGAAGAGGCUAACGGCACUCAGCAGGGCUGUUUGAGAACGGUAGAGAUAAAAGCAUAUCCAGAGUUCACCCAAGUGCCUGAAAAUACAUCAGAAAGAAACUUCACUGUUCUAGUUCACCUCAAGGCACCGCCUGCUCAGCACCUUCUGCAGUCAUCCAGCGAUCUCGGCGACGGCAACGGAGUAAGCACGACUCGUGCCCCUGUUGAUCUCAUCACGGUUCUUGAUGUCAGUGGAAGUAUGGCUGGUACCAAGCUCGCGUUGUUGAAGAGGGCUAUGGGGUUUGUCAUCCAGAACCUUGGGUCCUCUGACCGGCUCUCCGUCAUCGCCUUCUCGUCGUCCGCACGCAGGCUCUUCCCGCUCCGUAGGAUGACCGAGUCUGGCCGGCAGCAGAGCUUGCUGGCUGUUAACUCACUGACGGCAAACGGAGGGACCAAUAUCGCAGAGGGCCUCAGGAAGGGCUCCAAGGUGAUCGAAGAGCGUCAGUCGAAGAAUCCAGUGUGCAGCAUCAUCCUUCUAUCAGAUGGCCAGGACACUUACACGGUCUCGCCGACCGCUGGUGUACACAAAGGAGCGACAGAGUAUUGCGCGCUCUUGCCAUCCACGACCACGAAUGGCAGCCAGCAGGUGCCCGUUCACGUCUUCGGAUUCGGCGCCGACCAUGACUCGGUCUCGCUGCACUCCAUCUCGCAGACUUCUGGCGGGACCUUCUCGUUCAUCGAGACAGAGGCCACCAUCCAAGACGCGUUCGCGCAGUGCAUUGGCGGGCUUCUGAGCGUGGUCGCGCAGGGUCUGCAUGUGAAGGUCGAGAGCCUCCACCCUGACGUGCACUUCGGCUCCAUCAGGUCAGGCAGCUACUCUAGCAGAGUCUCGGAUGACAGCAGGAAUGGCUCCGUGGACGUUGGGGACCUGUACGCUGAGGAGGAGCGGGAUUUUCUCGUGUCUGUGAACGUUCCGCCAGGCUGUGGCGAGACGGCGCUCCUCAAGGUUGGCUGCGUCUACAAGGACCCGCUGAUGAAGGAGACGGUGAACAUGUCCGGCGUGCAGGUGAAGAUCUCCAGGCCAGCGUUCGUCUCGGCGCAGAGCGUGUCGGUCGAGGUGGACCGCCAGAAGAACCGUCUCCACGCCGCCGAGGUGAUGGCCGAGGCGAGGUUGUCCGCGGAGCGCGGUGACCUGGCCAACGCGGUCUCGCUGCUCGAGGACUGCCGGAGGAUGAUCACGGGGUCGGCGUCGGGACAGUCCGGUGACCGUCUGUGCCAGGCGCUGGACGCGGAGCUGAAGGAGAUGCAGGACCGGAUGGCCAGCCGGCAGAGGUACGAGGCGUCCGGCCGGGCGUAUGUGCUCUCGGGCCUGAGCUCCCACUCGUGGCAGCGGGCGACCGCGCGCGGAGACUCGACGGACAGCGCGAGCCUGGUCCAGGCCUACCAGACCUCGUCCAUGGUGGACAUGCUGCUGCGCUCGCAGACGAUGAGCCGCCCGUCGACCCCUCGACCAGCUCCGCAGAUCAGGCACGCGAAGUCGUUCCCCGCACGCCCGCAGCCAAGGUAAACUGCAUGCAGCUGGGUGUUGCCGCCGAGAAGGAUUUUUGUGGCGGGAGGACGGCACCAGGGUAUAGUUUGUGUGGGUAUAAGAGGGGAUGUAGGUGUAAAUUUGGUGUGGGGUGGUGGAGGUAAAUGGUGAGAGGUAUGAUAUUUUAUAAUUGGGGGUAGGGGGGCUGGUAUACGUCCUGGGGGAACUGGGCAGGAUGGUGGCCUAUUUAUUUUUGUUUUGUUUUUUAAUAUUUGGUGGUGACUUGGUAUACUCUAGUAUUGUACUAGCUCCUUUGUGUGGUGAUGUACAUAAGGGAAGGGUAUACACUUGGACUCUUUGAGGAGGGAUGGAUACCUGAUCCUGGUCCUUGUCCUUGCAAGGUUUGUUUCCUCAACCUAGAAAUGGAAGAAAUGGAAAAAGGUUUGCUGCCUUUUACUGCAAAUGGAAUUAAUGA